Messenger RNA from Trematosphaeria pertusa, 1125 nucleotides. RefSeq lists its product as uncharacterized. The transcript has 2 exons. Lineage: Eukaryota; Fungi; Ascomycota; Dothideomycetes; Pleosporales; Trematosphaeriaceae. The record is from RefSeq and is a predicted model, not a curated record. The coding region runs from base 1 to 1125 and encodes 374 amino acids.
AUGAACCACGAUGCAGACAUCACGCCCCGUCCCAACAAGCGCCGGCGGGAUUUCGAUGGCGCUCCCCACUUCGCACCUCCAUCCCCUGCCCCUCCAUCAGAAUCGUCCUCCGUCUCCGCCUCCGCCUCCGACGUUUCGCUCGAAUCGCACCAGAGCGGUCGUCUGAGCCCGACCAAGCAGCUGAUGAUGCUCGAAGACCUCGAGGAGGACCCCGUUGUCUUCUGCAGCUUCGACGAUACCAUAUACGAAGAGCCUGCAGAUGUUUUCGCCAUGCGCUGCGCUGCGCAGCGCUUCGCCGAUGGGGUGGGCAUACUUGGGUAUGAUCAGGAUAGCCUGCGCCUCGCUACCGCGGAGCUCUCCCAGAUGGAUCAAACGCGCCUUGGCUUUCCUUGGGCUAUUGAUCCGCAUCGCAAUACCAUCGGCACGACGCCUGAUAUCGCCGCGGUUCAGACGCUUGUGCACAUGGCGCGCAGGCGCGAUCGCAACACGAGCACGUCCGAGGAUCAGUGGAACGCGAAGGUGCAGCUCCCGCUGCUGGAGCUCGCUCUUUCGACGAGCAAGCACAAGGAGCAGCUCACCAUUGAGAACGUUAAAACAGCCAAGAUCGAGCCCAAAUCUCUCGCCCGCGACACCCUCCCCCGCCGCGUCGUCGACUACGUAAUUGCUCUCGAGCAGACCGAGCACACUGGCCGAGCCUGGGGCCGCCUGCGAAAGCACCCCGAGGCCAAGAUCAAGUCAUGGAACCACACAAGCACGGCGCGCCGCACACCCUUCGCCGUCAACAUUGAGACGAAGAGCCCGACGAAGGCGUGGACCGACGGAAAGCCCCAGAUCGCCAUCUGGACAGACGCCUGGUUCAAGCGGCUCUCGUUCAUCGGGAGCCCUGGGGAGCUCUGGCCGGCGGUGCCGCUGCUCAUUGCCCAGGGCCAUGAAUGGCACCUGCUAGUCGUCUCCAAGAGCAGCGUGCAGAUCACGAUAUGGGAGCAGGUUGCGAUUGGGAGUACGCGCACGUGCUUCGAUGCGCUGAAGGUGGUUGCCGUCCUCCAUUGGCUGAUGGAAUGGGCUGAGACGGUCUGGCGGCCCUGGCUUCUUGCCCUGGCAGACCAACCUAACAUAGGCGGCUGA